Molecule: messenger RNA, 1156 nt
Organism: Elgaria multicarinata webbii
Lineage: Eukaryota; Metazoa; Chordata; Lepidosauria; Squamata; Anguidae
Gene: RPIA
Product: ribose 5-phosphate isomerase A
Exons: 9
Coding region: 3-866 (287 amino acids)
Biological process (GO): D-ribose metabolic process; pentose-phosphate shunt, non-oxidative branch
Cellular component (GO): intracellular membrane-bounded organelle
Molecular function (GO): ribose-5-phosphate isomerase activity
Source: RefSeq, a predicted model, not a curated record
GCAUGCGGCACUGGGGGGUGGGGAAGGCUGCCGCCGCCGCCGCCCUUCUCUGCGGGACGCUGGUAGCGGAAGCCAGACUUGGGUCAGGAGCCCCGCGUAGAGAACACGUGGGAAAGCGCCGGCAGCUCAGCAGUGUCAGCAGUAGUAACAGCAGUGCGAUGGCCGAGGGGGCGAAAAAGCUGGCCGCCUGGGCUGCAGUCAGCAAUCACGUGCAGACCAAUCAAGUCCUUGGAAUUGGAAGUGGCUCUACAAUUGUUCAUGCUGUACAUAAGUUGGCUGAGAGAGUGAAGCAAGAGAAUCUCAACGUAGUUUGCGUGCCUACGUCUUUUCAGGCACGUCAGUUGAUCCUGCAGAACGGCUUAAUCUUAAGUGACCUUGAUAGACAUCCUGAGUUGGAUGUUGCCAUUGAUGGUGCUGAUGAAGUUGACCUGGACCUCAAUCUUAUCAAAGGAGGAGGGGGCUGCCUGACUCAGGAGAAAAUAGUCGCAGGCUUUGCCAGAAGCUUCAUAGUCAUUGCUGAUUACAGGAAAAGGUCUACAUGCCUUGGAGAGCAGUGGAAGAAAGGGAUUCCUAUUGAAGUCAUCCCAAUGGCCUACGUGCCAGUCACCAGAGCUUUGGCCAAGCGGUUUGGGGGCGUUGCGGAGCUGAGGAUGGCUGUCAGUAAAGCCGGACCUGUGGUGACAGACAAUGGGAACUUUUUAUUAGACUGGAAGUUUGAUAAAAUCCAUAACUGGAAUGAAGUGAACAUGGCAAUCAAGAUGAUACCAGGAGUGGUGGAAACGGGUCUCUUUAUCAACAUGGCAGAGCGUGUUUACUUUGGCAUGGAAGAUGGCUCUGUCAGUGUACGUGAGAAGCCAGUCCACUGACCACAUUCAGUUCCCCAGAUCCACUUUGCCUGUGGCCUGUUGCAUUCAGUUUGGUGCCAAUCUGACAUCUUGCCUUAAAGUGUGUCUGUGCAGAUCUCAAGAGUAUCAAAUGGAAGGUCCAGCAGAUUUUCAGCAAUACUGAAAGUGAAUGUUACCUUAAAAUCUAUUUUUUACUUUUCAUGUAAUCAUUUUUUUAAGUGAUCAAACAUUUUGAGCAUUUCUAAUUGUCACUUUAUUUUUAUAUAAAACAUUUACCAAAAAAGAAUAUUUUAUACAAAACUUGAACAAUC